GAAUGACAGCGUUGCUCUGCACAACUUUAAUCCUAACUAAAUGCUUAAUUAUUUUGGUUGAAAUUGUUGAUGAUCAGCUAUUGACAGACAGCUGAGUUGUGAUUUUGGAGCAGGUUGACAAUUGUAGUGGAGUUUGAAGGUUUUUUCAAUAGUUUGUAAAAUACGUGUUAUGAAAUGGGCUCAUUGACAAGUAGGCAAAAUGCUGGGGUUGAAGAAGUUGAUAUUGUCUCAAAUCAUGCAUACAAAUAUCCUCCACGAUCUGGUUAGUGAAGUUAUUUUGGUAGUCAUUUUAUAAUGGGAGGUGAGAGAUUUGACACACCUCAACCAGAAGCUUAUCUUUUUGGAGAGAAUGCGGAUCUAAACUUCUUAGGAAGUAGGCCAACCCCGUUUCCAUAUCCACCACCUCAAGCUAAUGAUCCUACGAAAACACUAAAAAGCUUGGUGAAUAUAAGAAAAGAAUCACUACGUUUAGUUCGCAAUGUAGAUCAGACAUCUACUUCCUCUCAGCAUCAUAAUGCUAAGCAUUAUGGAGAUGGAGAUACCGAUAACAAACCCACAAGAUUCAACAUUGAAUUUACAUUUGAUUGUGACGUAAGAUGUGCUAUCACAAUUUAUUAUUUUUGUACAGAAGAUGUCUCAGCUAACGGAGUUGUAUACUCUCCACGGGAUCCUUCUAUGAAUUCAGAGACAUACCAUUACAAGAAAGGUGCUAAUCAACAGUUCUGUCAAACGUCACAUGUAUUUGAUCCAACUUUUUAUAAUGAGGAGGACCUGUUGUAUAAUCCUGAACGAGAAAUUAUUCCAAUAGCCAUUCAUUGUGUCGCUGAGGAAGGCUCCGAAGAACCAAAACAGUCUCACACAACAAUAGCCGUAGUAGAAAAACAUUCGGAUGGCUCAUAUGUAUUGAAAGCGCUUAAACAGAAACUGUACGUGGAUGGACUUUGCUACUUGGUACAGGAAAUAUACGGUAUUGAAAAUAAAAACACAGAAAAUACCAAGCAACAAAGCAGUGAUGAGGACACAGAAGACAGUGGUUCCGAAUGUGUAAUUUGCAUGUGCGACGUGCGCGAUACUUUAAUCUUACCUUGUAGGCAUUUAUGUCUGUGUAACGGAUGCGCAGAUUCAUUAAGAUAUCAAGCAAAUAAUUGUCCAAUAUGUCGGGCUCCAUUUAGAGCUCUUUUGCAAAUCAAAGCGCUUCAGAAAGCCACUGGAGGAGUUAUAUCAAAUCCGCCACUGCCAGAGGGUAGCUGUGAAGUCAUACCAUCUGGGUACGAAGCAGUUUCAUUAAUAGAGGCUUUAAACGGACCGUACACACCAAGAGCUACUGUACUGCCUUCAGAAUCUUUGGAGACUCCAGACACAGAUACAGCUAGUGCGAUUCAAGCAGCAGAGGCACUAAAUAGAUCAACCGAACGUACUCCAGUCUCAAAACACGCAUCUCCAAAAGAUACUGAGAAAUCACCAAGAACUAGUGGUGGUCCUUGUCCAACACCCGAGUUCCGAAUGUCUGUUCUGCUUGCAAGGGAUGAAAAUUCUGGCUCUCAAAAGGAUCUCCAUAGUCGUUCCCCAGCAUCAAGGGCAAAGUUCACGAAUCGUCCUCGUGACAAAACGGCUCUUAGAACAAGAGACACCCUGAGACUGGUUAAUGAAAAACAAUCAUCUAUUGGCGAUGAGGGUCAGGAUGAGGAUAGCGAAGCAGAGAAAUUGUCCCCAUUGUUGGAUGCAGCUACUAGCACCGAAGCACUUGACGCUCAUAUUCAUCCUAUCGAUGACACCGAUAUUGAUAACGAAAUGCAAACAGAAAAUGAUAAUGCAGCUAAAGUGAUAUGCAGCUGCGAGAAAGGAUUUCAUUAACAACAUUCAUUAUUCCAUUCAGACUCUCUUUUUUCAAGUUAUGCGAAACGCGCAUCUUCGAGCAUCACGUUUCAACCACUUGGUACCCGAAAUAGCGUAGAUUAUUUUUGUUCUCUUCCACCCUUUGAUAUUAUAAACAUAUGACUAAAUCAGGCAAGGAAUUACGUGACUUUCACAUUGAGGUUCGAAUAUGCCACCGAAGGAUUAUGAAUAUACUAUGUAGAUAGAAUUUAGUAUUCAUAUUUAAUAACUGGUUCUGGAUAAUUUUACAUAACAUCGUCGGUAUAACACGAGUUUGUGAUUUACCAUUUCCCUUUCUAUGGACUAUUUUGUAGGUAUUGAACUAUUUUUUCAUAGAUAUAUUCCUGUAUAUAUAUUAAGUACGUGAACUACUAUAUAUGUAUAGUGGUAAAUUUUGACAGCUGUCACGCAAUCACUUCAACUUAGCAAAAAUAGUUGCUACGAGUGCGAGAGAGACGGGCUUAACAGUAUUUAUAGUGGUUCGAUUAGCGAGUCUUCAUCUUUAAUUUCGUGGAAUUUUAUAACAGUAAAAUAUGGUUGACAAACUCACAUUAGGUGGUACACAAACUCUCUACUAACUUCAUUUAGUUUGUAUUUUUAAGAAUUAAAUAAGAUUACUUGACAUGACAA
Molecule: messenger RNA, 2505 nt
Organism: Cephus cinctus (wheat stem sawfly)
Lineage: Eukaryota; Metazoa; Arthropoda; Insecta; Hymenoptera; Cephidae
Gene: Mrgn1
Product: E3 ubiquitin ligase Rnf157
Exons: 9
Coding region: 295-1854 (519 amino acids)
Biological process (GO): protein ubiquitination
Cellular component (GO): cytoplasm
Molecular function (GO): ubiquitin protein ligase activity
Source: RefSeq, a predicted model, not a curated record